Cuscuta campestris is the source of this 3184-nucleotide messenger RNA. NCBI's taxonomy places the organism in Eukaryota, Viridiplantae, Streptophyta, Magnoliopsida, Solanales, Convolvulaceae. The record is from the annotation of a GenBank genome assembly.
AUAAGUACUGCAUUCUCCCAAUUUGGCGUUGGUGCAGGCAAACUUCUCCAGACGAGUACGGAAGUAGGCAGGGGAAAGUGAGGCCGUCGAACACCGCCGGCGAUUCCUCGACUGUAGAUCAUCGGAAUCCAGGUACUUAGCGUGAAAUGGAGAAGUCUUGCUCUUUGCUGGUACAUUUUGACAAGAGCACUCCAGCGAUUUCAAAUGAGAUCAAAGAAGCUCUUGAAGGGAAUGAUGACUCUGCCAAGAUCGAUGCCAUGAAGAAAGCAAUAAUGCUUUUGUUAAAUGGGGAAACUCUUCCCCAGUUAUUCAUCACCAUCAUUAGAUAUGUUUUGCCAUCCGAAGACCACACAAUCCAGAAGCUGUUGUUGCUUUACUUGGAGAUCAUUGAGAAGACUGACUCUAAGGGGCGUGUUCUACCUGAGAUGAUUCUGAUCUGCCAGAACCUGAGGAACAAUUUGCAACACCCAAACGAGUACAUCCGCGGAGUUACUCUGAGGUUUUUAUGCCGCUUGAAUGAGGUUGAUGUUAUCGAGCCACUGAUUCCUUCCAUAAUGAGCAACUUGGAACACCGUCAUCCAUACGUGAGGAAAAAUGCAAUCCUUGCUGUGAUGUCUGUAUACAAACUUCCACAAGGCGAACAGCUUUUGGCAGAUGCUCCUGAGAAGAUAGAGAACCUUCUUUCUACAGAACAGGACCCAUCAGCUAAGAGGAAUGCAUUUCUUAUGCUGUUCCAGUGCGCCCAGGAACGCGCAGUCAAUUAUCUGUUGACAAACAUGGAGAGAAUACCUGACUGGGGUGAGUUGCUUCAGAUGGUUGUCUUGGAUUUGAUUAGAAAAGUUUGCAGGAGUAACAAAGAAGGGAAAGGGAUGUAUAUAAAGAUCAUAAUAUCAUUGUUGAAUGCCCCUUCUGCUGCUGUUGUAUCCGAAUGUGCUGGAACUCUGAUUUCUCUGUCCUCUGCCCCGACAGCCAUUAGAGCUGCUGCUAAUACUUAUUGCCAGCUUCUUCUUUCUCAGAGUGACAACAAUGUUAAGCUUAUUAUCCUGGACCGGCUCAAUGAACUGAAAUCUUCUCACAGAGACAUUAUGGUGGAUAUGAUAAUGGAUAUUCUCAGAGCUCUUUCUAGCCCAAACCUUGACAUUAGGAGGAAAACACUUGAUAUUGUUCUGGAUUUGGUAACUCCCAGAAAUAUUAAUGAGGCUGUUCUCACACUCAAGAAAGAAGUCAUGAAGACGCAAGGUGCGGAACUUGAAAAGAAUGGGGAGUACAGGCAAAUGCUCAUCCAAGCCAUCCAUUUUUGUGCAGUAAAGUUCCCAGAAGUGGCAAGCACGGUGGUGCACCUAUUGAUGGAUUUCUUGGGUGACAACAAUGUUGCUUCUGCUAUCGACGUCGUAGUUUUUGUGAGAGAGAUUAUUGAAACCAACCAAAAAUUACGGGUUUCUGUUGUAACGAGGUUAAUUGACACAUUCUACCAGAUCCGUGCUGCACGGGUUUAUUCAUGUGCGCUUUGGAUCAUUGGAGAGUAUUGUCUCUCUCUUUCCGAAAUUGAGAGUGGCAUUGCAACUAUCAAACAGUGCCUUGGUGAACUCCCAUUUUACUCAGUUUCUGAAGAAGGGGAAGCUUCUGAAUCUUCUUCAAAGAAGCCUCAACAAGUUAACUCUAUGACUGUUUCAUCUCGAAGGCCCGCUGUCCUUGCUGAUGGUACAUAUGCUACCCAAAGUGCUGCAUCUGAAACUGCUUUCUCUUCUCCAAAUGUUGUCCAAGGAUUGUCUGGAAACUUGAGAACUCUUCUCCUUAAUGGUGAUUUCUUUCUGGGAGCAGUUAUUGCGUGCACACUAACGAAGCUGAUUCUAAGAUUGGAAGAGGUUCAACCAUUGAAAGUUGAAGUGAACAAAGCAACCACAGAGGCGUUAUUGAUUAUGGUCUCAAUAAUUCAGCUAGGACAGUCUUCAUUUCUUCCUCAUCCAAUCGAUAACGAUUCUCACGACAGGAUUGUUCUUUGUAUAAAAUUGCUUUCCAACCCUCAAGAUGAGGUGAGGAAAAUCUGGUUAACAUCUUGCCGCGAGAGUUUUGUAAACAUGCUCUCUGAUAAACAGCUCCGUGAGACAGAGGAGACUAAAGCAAAGGCUCAAAGCUCUCACUCUCAGCCUGAUGACCUUAUUGAUUUCUAUCAUUUAAAGAGCAGGAAGGGCAUGACCCAAUUGGAGUUGGAAGAUCAGGUUCAAGAUGAUUUGAAGCGUGCCACUGGAGAAUUUGUCAAGGACGAGAAUGAUGCCAAUAAACUAAAUCGUAUUCUUCAACUCACUGGAUUUAGUGACCCUGUGUAUGUGGAGGCUUAUGUCACUGUUCAUCAUUAUGAUAUUGUUCUGGAUGUCACAGUAAUUAAUAGAACUAAGGUGACCCUACAGAAUUUAUGUUUAGAAUUAGCCACUAUGGGUGAUCUCAAACUAGUCGAGCGCCCUCAAAAUUACACACUUGCUCCCGAAUCAAGCAAGCAUAUUAAAGCAAAUAUCAAGGUUUCUUCAACUGAGACUGGGGUCAUUUUCGGAAACAUUGUCUAUGAGACCUCAAAUGUGCUCGAGCGCACUGUCGUUGUCCUAAAUGACAUUCAUAUUGACAUAAUGGAUUACAUCUCUCCAGCAGUGUGCAGUGAUGCUGCUUUCAGAACUAUGUGGGCAGAAUUUGAGUGGGAAAACAAGGUUGCUGUUAAUACCGUUAUUCAAGAGGCGAAGGAAUUCCUGGACCACAUUAUCAAAUCAACUAAUAUGAAGUGUUUGACUGCUCCAUCUGCACUGGAGGGUGAGUGUGGGUUCCUGGCUGCCAAUUUGUAUGCAAAGAGCGUGUUCGGGGAAGACGCUUUAGUGAAUUUGAGUGUUGAGAAACAAGCCGAUGGGAAGCUGAGUGGCUAUAUUCGGAUUAGGAGCAAAACUCAAGGGAUUGCUCUCAGUUUGGGGGACAAAAUCACUCUCAAGCAGAAGGGUGGCAGCUGAUCCUAAAAAACUUGACACAUUUAUUGCGAUUGCUGUGUUUCGAUUUGAGGCUUUGUUCUGAACUUCCUCUUUUGCCCCUUGAGAGAUGCUGUCAUUAUGUAAUGCAUUUGUAGAACUUUAAUAGUACCUUUCUUUUUUCCUUUUUAUUUUUUUUAAAGAAUAAUAUUGCUACGCAAUCAAAUGACUUUUGGCGU